This is a messenger RNA of Pseudophryne corroboree (corroboree frog), 6230 nucleotides long. RefSeq names its product oocyte zinc finger protein XlCOF6-like. Gene Ontology annotation, biological process: regulation of transcription by RNA polymerase II. The record is from RefSeq and is a predicted model, not a curated record. Bases 305 to 2899 code for a protein of 864 amino acids. Lineage: Eukaryota; Metazoa; Chordata; Amphibia; Anura; Myobatrachidae. The transcript has 6 exons. Gene Ontology annotation, molecular function: DNA-binding transcription factor activity; RNA polymerase II cis-regulatory region sequence-specific DNA binding.
CAGACAGGAAGUAACCUCUUGCUGAGGCCGGCUAAAACGGUAGAGAGUGUCCGAACCGGCCCAGCAGGAUUACGCAGUGGUGAAGAAGACAUCCGGUGAGUGUGAGACACCCAGCAGCUGCCCCCGUGUGUCAGGAGGGCUGAGCAGGACCCAGAGCCCCAUAACGGUGUCUCCACCUCACUCACUGACACAUGUGAGACACAAUGACCAUAAGAUCCUGGAUCUCACCAACAAGAUCAUUCAGCUGCUGACUGGAGAGGAGGGGGAGUAUAUAGAGGAACACAGGGGUCUGUACAAGGACGUGAUGAUGGAGAAUCACCAGCCCCUCACAUCACUGGAUGGACCCAGUAACAGAGAUACCCCAGAGAGAUGUCCCCGUCCUCUGUAUUCCCAGGAUUGUACAGAGAAGAAUCACAGGAUCCCACAGAAGCAUCAGAGUGACGAUCUGAAUAUUAAAGUAGAAGUUAUAGAAGGAGAAGAAGAGACAAAUGUGACUGAUAGGAAGGCAGAAGAUACAUAUGUGACUUAUAUGAAGGCAGAAGAUACAGAAGCAGAAGAAGAGAUGUAUGUGACUGAUAUGAAGGUAGAAGAUAUAGAGGGAGAAGAAGAGACGUAUGUGACUGAUAUGAAGACCGAAGAUACAGAGAGAGAAGAAGAGACGUAUGUGACUGAUAUGAAGAACGAAGAUAUAGAGGGAGGAGAAGAGACAUAUGUGACUGAUAUGAAGGCAGCAGAUAUAGAGGGAGAAGAAGUGAUGUAUGUGACUGAUAUGAAGGCAGAAGAUAUAGAGGGAGGAGAAGAGACGUAUGUGACUGAUAUGAAGGCAGAAGAUAUAGAGAGAGAAGAAGAAGAGACGUAUGUGACUGAUAUGAAGACCGAAGAUACAGAGAGAGAAGAAGAGACGUAUGUGACUGAUAUGAAGAACGAAGAUACAGAGGGAGGAGAAGAGACAUAUGUGACUGAUAUGAAGGCAGAAGAUACAGAGGGAAAAGAAGUGAUGUAUGUGACUGAUAUGAAGGCAGAAGAUAUAGAGAGAGAAGAAGAAGAAGAGACCUAUGUGACUGAUAUGAAGGCAGAAGAUAUAGAGGGAGAAGGAGAGACAUAUGUGACUGAUAUGAAGGCAGAAGAUAUAGAGGGAGAAGAGACGAAUGUGACUGAUAUGAAGGCAGAAGAUAUAGAAGGAGAAGAAGAGACGUAUGUGAGGGGUGACCAGCAGUGUAAUGAGGAGGAAAUCCCUACAGAUAUCUGCACAGCAGAUGGACACGAAAGCAGAAUUACCUUGGAGGGAGAUUUCACUUUGUGUCCAGAUUCUAAAAUAGAAGAUAACAUCACCCAGGAUUCUUCAGAAGAAAACCACAUUACUUUAAAUAUACAUCCAGUGCCUCACAAUGCUGAUAUAUCAUCUGAUUCCUCAGAGCAUGAGGAAAGUUCUCCUGAUACCUCCAAUAUAGCUACACAUAGCAAUGAUCAUAUAUGUGCUGAGUGUGGGAAAUGUUUUACAAAAAAAUCAGGUCUUGUUUCGCAUCAGAGAAGUCACACAGGUGAGAGGCCAUUUCCAUGUUCUGAGUGUGGGAAAUGUUUUACACAAAAAUCAGGUCUUAUUACGCAUCAGAGAAGUCACACAGGUGAGAGGCCAUUUCCAUGUUCUGAGUGUGGGACAUGUUUUACACAGAAAUCACAUCUUGUUUCACACCAGAGAAAUCACACAGGUGAGAAACUAUCUCUCUGUUUGGAGUGUGGGAAAUGUUUUACACAGAAUUCAUCCCUAAUAAUGCAUCAGAGAAGUCAUAGAGGCGAGAAGCCAUUUCCAUGUUCUGAGUGUGAAAAAUAUUUUACACAGAAAUCACAUCUUGUUACACAUCAGAGAAGUCACACAGGUGAAAGACCAUUUCCAUGCUUUGAGUGUGGGAAAUGUUUUAGAGAGAAAUCAAAACUUAUUGCACAUCAGAGAAGUCACACAGGUGAGAAACCAUUUCCAUGCUCUGACUGUGGGAAAUGUUUUAGAGAGAAAUCAAAACUUAUUGCACAUCAGAGAAGUCACACAGGUGAGAAACCAUUUCCAUGCUCUGAGUGUGGGAAAUGUUUUAGAGAGAAAUCGGAUCUUGUUAAACAUCAGAGAACUCACACAGGUGAGAGGCCAUAUCCAUGUUCUGAGUGUGGAAAAUGUUUUGCACAGAAGUCAAAUCUUGUUACACAUCAGAGAACUCACACUGGUGAGAAGCCGUUUUCAUGCUCUGAGUUUGGGAAUUACUUUAUACAGAAUUCAGAUCUACUAAGAAAUCAGAGAAGUCACACAGGGAAAAGACCUUUUUCAUGCUCUGAGUGUGGGAAAUGUUUUACGCAGAAAUCAGGUCUUGUUAGCCAUGAGAGAAGUCACACAGAUAAGAAGGAAUUUUCAUGUUCUCAGUGUGGGAAAUGUUUUACACAGAAAUUAGCUCUCACUAUACAUCAGAAAGUGCACACAGGUAGGAAACUUUUUCCAUGUUCUGAGUGUGGGAAAUGUUUUAUACAGAAUUCACAUCUACUCAGACAUCAGAGAACUCACACAGGUGAAAAAUCUUUUUCAUGUUCGGAGUGUGGGAAAUGUUUUACACAGAAUUCAACCCUAACUAUACAUCAGAGAAGUCAUAGAGGCGAGAAGCCAUUUCCAUGUUCUGAGUGUGGGAAAUGUUUUACAUCAAAAUCACAACUAGUUAAACAUCAGAGAACUCACACUGGUGAAAAGCCAUUUUCAUGUUCUGAGUGUGGGAAAUGUUUUACAUUAAAAUCACAACUGGUUACACAUCAGAGAACUCACACAGGUGGGAAGUCAUUUCCAUGUUCUGAGUGUGCAAAAUGUUUUAAACAAAAAUCAGAUCUUGUUACACAUCAGAGAAGUCACACAGGUGGAAACCAGUAAGACAACAGAAAAUGCACACACAAGAACAGCAAUUUACAUGAUCCACUAAACACAAAACAGGUUCUAUUUAUACUCUACAUAUAAUUUGAAUUUAAUAAUAUGCAUUUAUUUCUCUUUUUCUGUACACAAUGGUAACCUUACUCAUCGGUUGAAUCCCAUUCUUACCAGAUAGAGAUAAGGUUAAUUCAAACUUUGGCACCUACUAACAGCUUCUAUAUUAAGUAAUUCCUUCCUCUAUAUGAGUUAUCUUCCUGCUUCUUCAGUGUAUAGUUAAGGUGUAGGUGUCUAUAACAAUUACCUUAUUCUCUGGCGGCAUAGCUUUUUGUAGCCGCAACCUGUGAGUCACUACUUGCAUUGCUGUUUAGUGCAUACAUGAUUGCCAAGUGUGGAUGACAUAUAUAGCCAUCUCAUCUAUGUGCAGGAGCACGCUUCCGACAUCAGGUCAAAGGUAUAUAACAGAGCUGCUGCUUGGCACUCUGCAUUUUUUAGGUCUUUGGUCCACUAGAAUCAUCCAGGAUGGAAGCCAAGCCUUUUCCCCAAUAGCGGAAUGCUGCUCUUGUACUGUAGGUGCUUUUCUUGUGCUAUUUUACUUAUAUGGCUUAGGGUUAGCUAGCAUAGUUCUUAAACAGUGCUGCUACAAGGCCAUAAAGAAGAAGAAAGGUCGAAUUUGUGCAAAUUGUGACAAAGCUAUCUACUAGCCAGGAAAUGUGUUCUGCUCUCAGUGUGCCCAGCUAAACAAGCUUCAGGAGUCAAUGGAAUGGAUUAAAAAAAAACAAUAGUUUCAAGGAGGAAUUUAUGAUGGCACAAGGAGCUAAAAGGUGGAGGUCCUAGAUAAGCUUAAAUCUUGAAGGUAGGGUCAUCAGAUAUUGGGUCUUGUGACCUUGACGAUAUAGAUAGUGAAGAGUCUGGGAAAAUUAAGAGAAGCCUAGCUCUUUUAAUACUGAUCUGGUUGAAAUUUUGCCCUAGAAAUAUUUAUAGAACCAUCAAAACCCAUAAAAGGGGUUUGAACAGGAUCUGUUGUUUGAAGGUCACUCUAAAAAACGUCUGAGAAUUUGCUAUUCAAAAAGCUGUGGAGGACCCCAUUAUAGCACGUAGAUAGAUGUCAAGAAUUGGAAUGGAUGUAUCCUGUUAGGGAUGAAGAUUUCAUUAGAAGGGUGCUCUGUCCAAAAGGUAGACACAGUAGUGGCAGUCCUAACCUUCAGAAUCCAAUGGAUAAAAAGAUGGAGUUGUUUAAAAAAAAAAUAGCAUAUUUAAUCCACAAGUACAUUAAGGGUUGUUAUGGCAAAAGCAUCUCUUUCAAGAGCCCUUAGGGUUCGCAUUCCAUUCUGCAUUCUGAUAUUGAAGAAAAUAAAUCACCCGGCAGUAUGUACUGAAGAACCUAGGGACUAUGCAGAAAGGCAUUUACAUUCUCUGAGAGGCUUCCUUAGAUACUGUCAGUUGCUUCUCCAGCAGUAGUCAGAAAGGCCCUAUGGUUGUGCCCUUGGACAACACAUACACACUUUAAAAAUUAAAUGGCUAAUUUACCUUUUGAGAUUCCCUGUAAAUUGAUGACAUAAUGAAAACCGUUCAAGAGUUGAAAAAGUCUUAUUUGAUGAAACGCAUUCAAGAGUUCUUGGCACUCAAAGUUGUUCCUUGUUGCAGUUCCAACAGCCUUAAUGGACAAUGGCGAAUAAACAUCAUUAAUGUCCAAGGAAGCACUAUAAAAAUAGAGUAAUUAUGUACUGUAAAAUUAUAGAAUGUAUAAAAUAUAUACUGAAAAAAGCAUCUAAUUAGUAUAUAAUUUUUACAGGUCUUUCCAUGGGAAAGUAAUUACCUGCUUGUUCCUUGCAAGAAUAUAAUUGCCUUUCCCUAACUUACCAUAGUCUGCUGCCAUUCAGCUCCACAGGUGUUCAGCUGUUGCGAUAGGGCAUCCGGACUUAGCACAUACAGGGUCCAUCAGGUGGCAGGUGUAAACAUGGCUCCAGCUUUCAGGCUUUGCUGUAGGCUCUGUUAUAUGCAGGGUCUGUAUGGCGGCUGAGUAUGAUUACCUCAGCUUCGGCUUUCUGUUGGUAUUCCAAACUGUAUGAGGUGCCGGGUUUGUGCGGCGGCAAGUGUAAUUAAUGUUGCUUCAACUUUGAUAUACAAUUUAAAGUGCAGCGUUGCCUGUGGCAGUGCUGAUAGGCUUCAAUGCAUUUCAUCUAAUAAAAGAUUUUUUCAAGAGUUGAAAAAGUCUUUUAUUAGAUGAAACGUGUUCAAGAGUUGAAAAAGUCUUUUUUAUUAGAUGAAACGCGUUCAAGAGUUGAAAAAGUUUUUUAUUAGAUGAAAUGCAUUCAAGAGUUGGAAAAGUCUUUUAUUAGAUGAAAUGCGUUCAAGAGUUGAAAAAGUAUUGUAUUAGAUGAAAUUCGUUCACGAGUUGAUAAGUCUUUUGUUAGAUGAAACUCAUUCAAGAGUUGAAAAAAGUAUUUUGUUAGAUCAGGGGUGGGGAACCUUUUUUCUACCAAGGGCCAUUUGGAUAUUUAAAAAAUCCUUCAGGGGCCAUACAAAAAUUAUCAACUUAAAAAUGAGCCUGCCCCCAGUAGAUAUGCCUCCAGUAGUUAUGCCCCAGUAGAUAUGCCCCCAGUCAGUUGUUAUGCCCCAGUAGAUAUGCCCCCAGUUACUUGUUAUGCCCCAUUAGAUAUGCCCCCAGUCACUUGUUAUGCCCCAUUAGAUAUGCCACCUGUCAGUUGUUAUGCCCCAUUAAAUAUGCCCCCUAGUAGCGACGCUUACACACACACAUUAAAAAAAAAACCCCACAAUACUCACCAGCCCCGCUCCUGCUUCCGGACUGUUGCCCUCCGCCUGGCUGCUCGCUCCUCAGAACCAUGGGAGAGACGUCAUGACAUCUCUCCCAUAACACCGCACAGCUGCACACGCACACUGCCAGAGCCGGAAGCCAGAGCUCAGGAGUGAGCUCCUGCCUCCGGCUGCUGCUGAGGGUAAGAAGCCGGGGGCCCGCUAGUAACAAAAUCUCAGCAGGCGCCCGGCUAGGUGAGCCUGGCCGGGCCGGAUCAAGUGGCUCUGCGGGCCUUAUACGGCCCUCGGGCCUGAGGUUCCCCACCCCUGUGUUAGAUGAAACUCAUUCAAGAGUUGAAAAAAGUAUUUUAUUAGAUGAAACGCAUUCAAGAAUUAAAAAUGUUUUUUUUAGAUGAAACGCGUUCAAUAAUUAAAAAAGUCUGUUACUAGAUGAAAUGCGUUCAAGAGUUCAAAAGUAUUUUAUUAGAUGAAAUGUAUUAAUGCCUAUCCGCAUGGCCACCAGCAAGACUAGACUUGAAAUUAUACAUCAAAGAUGGAGCUACGUUAAUUACACUUCCCG